Coffea eugenioides is the source of this 732-nucleotide messenger RNA. Its product is annotated as DNA damage-repair/toleration protein DRT100-like. The record is from RefSeq and is a predicted model, not a curated record. Lineage: Eukaryota; Viridiplantae; Streptophyta; Magnoliopsida; Gentianales; Rubiaceae. Gene Ontology annotation, molecular function: protein binding. The transcript has a single exon. The coding region runs from base 1 to 732 and encodes 243 amino acids.
AUGAGAAGUCGGGAACUUUCCAACAUUUAUUUAGCUGGCUGCAAGCUUCGAGGGACUCUCCCAAAUUUCACAACCCCUGACUCAUUAAGCUCUUUGGACCUGUCAGAUAACUAUUUCACUGAAGGUAUUUCAAAAUUUUUCACAAGGGUGACAACCUUGGAACAGGCCAAGCUUUCAAACAACCAACUGAAGUCUGAUGUAUCUGCAAUCAAAUUGCCAGAUGGACUUUCAUCAAUUAACCUCCAUUCAAACCAACUCUACGGUUCUCUAUCAAGUAUUCUAAGCAACAAGACAAGCAAGUUUCUGGAGGUAGUUGAUAUUUCAAACAAUCAAAUUUCAGGUACCAUUUCUGAAUUCAACAAUAGCUUGAACCUGAAAGUGCUCAACAUAGCAAGCAACAAACUUACAGGUUACAUUCCCAAUUCAAUCUCCAACCUUGCUAAGGUUGAACGAUUGGACAUUUCAAGGAACCAAAUAGGAGGCACAAUCCCAACCAGUUUAGGAUUGUUGCUCAAGUUGCAGUGGUUGGAUUUGUCCAUCAACACACUUUCCGGGAAAAUCCCUGACAGCUUGCUACAGAUUGAAGCGCUGAGACACGCAAGCUUCAGGGCCAACAGAUUAUGCGGUGAGAUCCCACAAGGAAGACCAUUGAACAUCUUUCCUCCAGUAACUUAUGCCCAUAAUCUGUGUUUAUGUGGCAGGCCCUUGCCACCUUGUAAGGGAAAGAAGUGA